AUGGAAUUCCUUUGUUAUCUACUACUCAUUUCUUUGGUUUGGGCAUGUGUACAUCUUCUCAUCACAUCCAAUCUACUUCGCCGAAAGGCCGGUGGCACCAUCCUCCCACCUGGCCCUCGCCAGUUACCGAUGAUUGGAAACAUAUUGGCACUCGGAACCAAGCCCCACCAAAAUCUUGCUAGCCUCUCAAAAACUUAUGGACCUUUAAUGACCCUCAAGCUUGGUAGGAUAACCACAAUAGUCAUAUCCUCUCCAGGCAUUGCCAAAGAAGCAUUACAGAAACAUGACCAAGCCUUGUCUAGCCGAAAAAUCCUAGAUGCUGUUCGUGCAAAUAAUCACCACAAAAAUUCAAUGGCAUGGUUGCCUGCUUCAACUCAUUGGAAAUUUCUCAGGAAAGUCGCUGCCAUACAAAUGUUCACUCCGCAAAAACUUGAUGCGGGCCAAGCCCUUCGUGGAGAAAAGGUGCAAGAAAUGCUAGAAUAUGUUCAUGAAAAUUGCGACAAUGGUCAUGUUGUCGACACAGGGAGGGCUGCUUUCACAACUGUCCUUAAUUUAGUUUCAAACUCCUUCUUCUCUUUUGAUAUAGCCAAUUACAAUUCUAAUUUCUCUUAA
Messenger RNA from Dovyalis caffra, 612 nucleotides. Lineage: Eukaryota; Viridiplantae; Streptophyta; Magnoliopsida; Malpighiales; Salicaceae. The record is from the annotation of a GenBank genome assembly.